AUGCAACAAGAGCUCUUGGAAGAACUUGAAGCAGCGGAUAUAAGUUAUACCGACGUAAGAACUCGUGAGGCGGGGCUCACCUCAAAGGACCAGCCCAAUCUGAUCCCGUUUGACGAAGAGCGCCGUGUGAUGGGUUGCAUAUGUCAUGACGAUAAUCAUCACAUCAGCUACCUGCUCCUCUACAAAGGCAUUCCAACACGUUGCAGGUGCGGCCACUGGUUUAAGCUGGUGGAUUAUAAUGAAUACGAGGCUGCUAGAGACCGGUACUGGAACAAAGUGAAGAAUGAGCCCGAAAAUGCAAAACUUGUGAAGGAAUUAGAGAACGCGGAACAGGUGUUGCAGAAUUUGCUUGAGGAAAGCAAGACCAUGACCAGAAGCUCGCCGGGCGCAACAGAGAUGAUGGACAAGUUGCUAAUCAACUGGAAC
This is a messenger RNA of Dibothriocephalus latus, 426 nucleotides long. The record is from the annotation of a GenBank genome assembly. Lineage: Eukaryota; Metazoa; Platyhelminthes; Cestoda; Diphyllobothriidea; Diphyllobothriidae.